CAGGAGACAAUGAAUUCCACAGAGCUCUACUCCUCGACUGAUGAUUACUCUGACCCGACUUUCUAUUCUGUGCCUAUGGACGACUUGCAAUGCUCUUUGAAAGAAGUCAGAGAGUUCACCAGGGUAUUUAUGCCAAUCGCCUACUCCUUAAUAUGUGUCUUUGGCCUCCUGGGCAAUAUUAUGGUGGUGAUGACCUUUGCCUUCUACAAGAAGGCCAGGUCCAUGACUGAUGUCUACCUGCUGAACAUGGCCAUUACAGACAUCCUUUUUGUCCUCACUCUGCCAUUCUGGGCAGUCACUCAUGCCACUGGCACUUGGGUUUUCAACAACUCACUGUGUAAACUCAUGAAAGGCAUCUACGCGGUCAACUUUAACUGCGGGAUGCUGCUCCUGGCCUGUAUCAGCAUGGACCGGUACAUUGCCAUCGUUCAGGCAACCAAAUCUUUCCGGGUACGAUCCAGAACAUUGGCACACAGUAAGAUCAUCUGUUUGGUGGUGUGGGUCAUAUCGGUCUUCAUCUCAAGUCCCACAUUUAUCUUCCAUGAGAAAUACGAGUUGCUGGGCAGACAGGUCUGCGAGCCCCAGUACAAGCUUGUCUUGGAGCCCAUCACCUGGAAACUGCUGGGGCUGGGGCUGGAGCUGCUUUUUGGCUUCUUCAUCCCUUUGCUGUUCAUGGUGUUCUGCUACCUGUUCAUUAUCAAGACCUUGGUGCAGGCCCAAAAUUCUAAAAGGCACAGGGCCAUUCGUGUCGUGAUCGCUGUGGUUCUCGUGUUCCUGGCUUGCCAGAUCCCUCACAAUGUCGUCCUCCUCGUGACUUCAGUAAACAUGGGCAAAAUGACCCGGACCUGCAGUGGUGAGAUACGCCUCGCCUACACCAGGAACGUGGCCGAGAUCCUGGCUUUCCUUCACUGCUGCCUCAACCCUGUGUUGUACGCAUUUGUUGGACAGAAGUUCAGAAACUACUUCAUGAAGAUCAUGAAGGAUGUGUGGUGUGCUAAACGAAAGAACAAGGUGCCAGGUUUCCUCUGUGCCCGGGUGUACUCAGAAAGCUACGUUUCCCGGCAGACCAGUGAGAUUAUGGACAAUGACAAUGCAUCAUCCUUUACCAUGUAA
Molecule: messenger RNA, 1113 nt
Organism: Peromyscus eremicus (cactus mouse)
Lineage: Eukaryota; Metazoa; Chordata; Mammalia; Rodentia; Cricetidae
Gene: Ccr6
Product: C-C motif chemokine receptor 6
Exons: 1
Coding region: 10-1113 (367 amino acids)
Biological process (GO): positive regulation of dendritic cell chemotaxis; chemotaxis; immune response
Cellular component (GO): membrane
Molecular function (GO): C-C chemokine receptor activity
Source: RefSeq, a predicted model, not a curated record